Caenorhabditis angaria is the source of this 248-nucleotide messenger RNA. The record is from the annotation of a GenBank genome assembly. NCBI's taxonomy places the organism in Eukaryota, Metazoa, Nematoda, Chromadorea, Rhabditida, Rhabditidae.
AUGCAAACAAAUGAUGCUGAAUUGGAUUCACUUCAUCACAAGGUUUGUUUUUGAAAAGAGAAAUUUUCACUCUGGAUGUUUUUUAGCAUGGUAAGAGAUUAAUAGAAUCAUUUUUGAAAUCCAUGAAUCGAAUGAUCGAAGGAGAAUCUACGAUUUUCAACAGCUUGAUAUUGGCUGUCUUGGUAUAUGGUAUCAUAGAAUUAAUAAGGUAUUUAUUCCGACACAAUCGGCAACGAGGAUCGUGGUGA